Molecule: messenger RNA, 743 nt
Organism: Haliotis rufescens (red abalone)
Lineage: Eukaryota; Metazoa; Mollusca; Gastropoda; Lepetellida; Haliotidae
Exons: 4
Coding region: 16-546 (176 amino acids)
Source: RefSeq, a predicted model, not a curated record
CUUUUUUAUGGGUUAAUGUUUGACUCACCAGCAAGGCCUCAGACACAUUCAUUAGAUUUAUGUCAUUUAUUAACUAGUGUCAGUGCAACUUUUGCUCCAGAACAGGCAGGCAGGGGAAUAUUGAGGCUCAUAUACCUUACAGGACGAAACAUCACAAUGAAUAGCCUCAUUUUCUUGGCAGUCCUUUGCACAACAGCUUAUGUUGCAUCUGCGCAGAGCGUGCCCUUAAGACCGGCCUUUUUGCCAGGACCCCCUGCAGGAGCCCCCCGGGUAGCCUCCAAGGGAGUAGCUGGACUGGUGAGGCCGGCCCAGAAAAGCUUAUUCAAUAAUCCUUACCUGAUGAUGAUGGGAGACAAAUACUUUGACCUGGCCGCAAUGGACAUGCUGAUGGACCCGACCGCGCAGGUCUCGCCGGUCCAGCAGAUGCUAAUAGCAAAGAAUGCGGAUCUAAACCCCGUGGAUAUGAUGUUUGUAAAUCGUAUGAGAGGGGCACAAGGUGUGGGUUCGAGGUCAAUCUACUUCCCAGCGAUACUGUCAAUGAUGUAAACGCUGCCUCCCCCACCGCCAUCUGUCUUCUCUGUCAUCAUCACCAUUGGAUAUACCAAAUGAUCCAAUGUCGGUUGUAGAGGCGUAUCGACCAAUGUUUUGAUUUUGAUAGUUUGAAGCCUUUUUUCGGAAACGACGUGUUCGUUGGAGAAUCCUGUACUCUUCCCAAAAUGUGUGUCGAUAAACGUAUCUCCCAA